UCUACAGGACCGAUGUGAUUCAUCAUGAGCUGCUACUCGGGUUAAUUGUUCCAUGUGUUUGUAUAAACUUUACAUUUCUCAUUUAUAAACUUCUAUAAAAGAUGGAGUCUGUAGCGGAGUCACUCGGUGAGGAGCAGGAAGUCAGGAAUGGAGAGACUUUAAAGGAGGAAGAGGAGGAUGACAAAGAGGAACCUCAACAUGUUUCAGCUCCUGAAGAGCUUCUCCUGAAGUUGAACUCUACAGACCGGUUGUAUCCUGAGUCCUACAGGAUCAACUCCCCCGAUGAGAGUCGACUGUUGGACAUCGCCGACAACUUACAGCGUCAGUAUUCACAUUUGCAUCCCAACCGCAAACCUCUGCUGCUCUGCCCGACCAACGAAUGUGGUGUUAAGAAGUUUGUGUCCACGACUCUUCGGCCCACGACCACAGAACACCCCGAACUCUUCAGCUGGCCGGGCUGUGCCUCCUUUGUGGCUGACUUCCUGUCUCUGGAGCCGUUGGAGCCGCCGGUGAACCUGCCCAGCUUCCUGUUGUCCUCCAGCUUGGUGCUGCAGAGUCAGAGAGCCACGUGUCUCGACUUCUCCACGCUGCUCUGCAGCCUGCUGCUCGGCGCCAACUACGACGCCUACUGCGUCAGCGGCUACGCCGUCAGAGAGAUGUGUCUGCUGGACCAAAGCCGGCUGCACUGCCCCCUGCUGGACACCCAGGUCAAGAGUGAGAUCCACGAGCAGGAGCCUCACGAGAAUAAAUACUCAGUGAAACCUCCGAAGGAGCUGAAGAGUCAAUUUUUGAUGCAGCAAGAGGAGAAGAAGCAGGACGAGGAGGCCGCGUUGCUCCAGAAGCAAAAACUACAGGAGGAGAGCGAGCAGCGACCCGCUGACCCCCUGCAUGGUCUGCGGGUGCACUGUUGGGUUCUGGUGCUGUCGGGGAGCCGGAGCAUCCAGGAGAACUUCUUCAUCGACCCGCUGACCGGGAACCGCUACGCCACCAACGACGACCACUUCCUGGGAGUCGAGAGCACCUGGAACAACUUCAACUACUACGUCAACAUGCAGGACUGCAGGAACGGCUGCGCUGAUAUGGUCUACGACCUGGAGGAUCUGAAGACGUGGGAGCCGGUCCUGUACGGAGGAACCAGCAAGAAACAGCUGAUGCUUGAUGUCUUGAAGAAAAAAAAGACAAUGAGCAAAGUCAUCAACGAUCAGGAGGAGGAGGAGAAGCUCCGUGUUUUUGAGAUGCCACGAUCCUGGGUCAGUUACAUCAACAUCUCAAAGGAAGCCCUGGAGAGCCGCUGGCCGGGCCGACAGAACGAGACCCACUACAGGAGAGCAAAGCUGCAGCAGUUUGCUCCGUACCUGAAGUCAGACGGCCUGGUUCAGAGACUGACCGCAUACCAAGACCUGGACUGUGAGUGUGUAGCCAAGAGACAGACACUUAAGGACAAAAAUGUCCUGUUGAAACCAGGAGACAACCUCCGGUUCUUUAAAGUGAAGCCCAAGCUUCAUGUGUUAAAGCUGCAUUCUCUCUAG
Messenger RNA from Anarrhichthys ocellatus (wolf-eel), 1529 nucleotides. RefSeq names its product coiled-coil domain containing 135 (gene drc7). NCBI's taxonomy places the organism in Eukaryota, Metazoa, Chordata, Actinopteri, Perciformes, Anarhichadidae. The transcript is spliced from 9 exons. The record is from RefSeq and is a predicted model, not a curated record. Gene Ontology annotation, cellular component: motile cilium. Gene Ontology annotation, biological process: flagellated sperm motility. The coding region runs from base 102 to 1529 and encodes 475 amino acids.